Messenger RNA from Fonsecaea erecta, 357 nucleotides. RefSeq lists its product as hypothetical. The coding region runs from base 1 to 357 and encodes 118 amino acids. Lineage: Eukaryota; Fungi; Ascomycota; Eurotiomycetes; Chaetothyriales; Herpotrichiellaceae. The record is from RefSeq and is a predicted model, not a curated record. The transcript has a single exon.
AUGCGACGGAAGCUGCCGCGAAUGGGACGGGAUGGCCCGUACGAGGCAGGCGAAGCGGUGUUUAUCGAAGCGCAACGCCACGGCUCCGAAUUUUUCGGCGGCUCUGACAACGGCGACGGCUACUCGCUCGUGGUGAAGCCCUUAGGUCGCGUGGGCAGCUCCAACUUGGUGCGGCUGGAUGACGUCGAGAUCCGGGACGGGCGGACGGGCAUGGCGGUGGCGGACGCGCGCGAGGCCAUCCGCACCGCGGGCAUUCCUUCGAUCGAGGAGUGGCGGGAGAAAAUGGCCGGGGUGAUGAACUCGAUGAUCACGCUGGGCGAAUCGCCGCCGGAGCUGCGCCAGUUGAAGUUGUUCUAG